This is a messenger RNA of Podarcis muralis (Common wall lizard), 8827 nucleotides long. NCBI's taxonomy places the organism in Eukaryota, Metazoa, Chordata, Lepidosauria, Squamata, Lacertidae. The record is from RefSeq and is a predicted model, not a curated record.
GCAGGUGGCACGUUACUAGGAGACCGAGGGACGCGGAAGAGCGGCGGGCUUGAAGUUGCUCCUGGGGUUCCAGGGGGGCAAGAGCAUGUUAGCAGGCGGAGGGCGAGGCAGGAGGGAAACCAGAUUUAGGGCAAAGUUACAACUAAGAAGAUAUGGAGAUAGCAAUCAGGCAGCACCUGUCAGAUGCUGAGAGACAUCUAGAUGUCGAAGCGCUGAAGAGUGCUUACAAAUUGAUCAAAUCAGCGAAUGAUGGGAAAUCAGCCCUUGAUGCCUUGGAGAGUUUCUCUUUUGACUUGUAUGUCAUGUGUGCAGAACAGGCUUAUAAGAUGGGUUUUCCGGAAAUGAGCGAUGACUGUCUACGAAUGUAUUUUAAAGGAAAACCUCCAGUUAACCAGUUUUUGGGUAGAGCAUAUUUGUGCAAGAGCCAAUUAUAUACCCCUGUGUCUACUGAUAAUUUGGAACAAUUUGACAAAUUCAUUGUACAUUUGCUGAAAGUAGUAGACUUUGCAUUAGGUAACGCAAGGUACUAUUUUUUGAUACAUAAUGCUUCCGUUAUAUACUGGAGGAUUGUAAGGCCAUUUCUUAAGCCUGGGUUCCGCCACUAUCUUAUUCCAAGCCUCUAUCAGAUUGUGCCUGCACUGAAACAUCCCAUUGAGCAAGACAAGGACUGGACUGCAGAACUGAUGAUAGAGUUGCUUGAGUGUUUCCUGGAUGCUUCCAGAACACAAGAAGCUAUAGAAUUUUCAUCAACUGCAGCAGCGUUUAUUAAAGAAUAUGUUCCAGGGAGAUAUAAACAAAUAUUUUCAAUAAUGGUGCGUUACAAACUAAUGGAAGCUUUAGAUAUAGAAGAUGAAGUGGAAAGUUCUGCCAAUCUGAACAUUAUUUAUAAAAUCCAAACAAUCAAGUUGCAGUUAGAUAAAAAUGAGAUUCCUCAAGACGUUGAUACUGAGUUGAAAACAAUAUACGGAAUUUUGAAAGGAUCUAGAAAGAGAUUAAACCGUAAAGAUAGAAUUUCCUUGCUGCUGGAAUUGGCUCGACUUUGCUUGAAACUAAAUUGUAUACCUAUUGCGUCUUUAUGUUUAAGUGACCUGUUCAAAUAUAAGAUUACCGAUCCAGCAAGAGAAAUUGAAUUGGACUGCUUGGAAUGCGAUUGCGAAGUCCAGAAACUUGGGCCUAGAAUUGCAACUUAUGCUAAAAGUGUUGUUGAGGCUCAGCUAAAAACAAUACAGAAACUGGACCUAAUUUUGAAUCGUGCCAUUCGACUGAAGGACCCUAACGUUAUUCAGGCGGUAUGUGCUACCCUGUGGAAUACCUGCUUACCAUUACUGCAGCACAACUUGCAACAGCAUGUCCGAAGACCAUUGCUAGCUAUUGCUGAAAUCCUAGAGAAAAUUGACAGCAUGUUGAUUUUGUUACGUUGCCAAGUUCAUAUGGAAAUUGCCCGCAUUGAAGAAAAUGGAGACAGAAUAGAGGCUGCCAUGGAACAUUUGCAGAAGGCAAUUUAUCUUGAUAACAAGGGGCUGUAUCAUGAAUACCUUAAAAUGGCAUUCAAUCGGCUUAGCUUAAAUACAAUGUUAUACCAGCCCCUGGAGCGUCUAGAAGACCAAGCAAGCUUGAUGAUUGAACAGGCUAAAAAAGGGACUCAAAAGGCUAGCGUGAGGAAAAAACGGUCUCUGUUGGUGAAUGCUGGCCAUGCACUCGCUCCCGAGGCAUUUCAGAUUGUCCUUGAUAGUGAAAAUGAAGUUAAAGUUGCUUCAAGUAAAAGUAAGGGUCCAAUUGGCUAUCUCUGUGCAAAAGCAGAGCAUCACUCCAGAAAUGUGGAGAAAGCAGAUGGGCAUUUGAAGAGAAUAGGACGCGAAAAUGAUAAAGAGAGAAUCAGACUUUGGUCAGAAAUCGCAAAAACAGCACGGAAACAAUGUGUGUGGGAUGUGUGUCGGGCUGCGUGUAGAUUCUGCCUCUUGUAUGAUGACAAUCAAGCGAAGGUGUCAAAACGCAAGAAGUUAUUCAAGAAAAAAGCAAGUAUUAUUACGGCAGAUGAGGAACAGGAAGCAAGUGUGCAAAGAGAAUUACCUUCACCCACCAAAUGCUUCUCUUUAGAAAGAGAUUUAUUAAGAACUUUAGCAGAAGUAAGAUUCAUUAAUGCAGAGGCUACUAUUCAGUUAUUAAGAACGGAAGGUGUCCAACUGAAUGAUCCCGCCGUUGUUCCUGUAGAUACGAGUUUGCACUCUGCAGGACAUGCUAUGCACAAAGCACAAACUGGGCAUGAGUCAGAAUGGAAGACAUACAGCUCCUGGAUUGACCGCUUGUCUCAGUAUGCUAUGGAAAACUUUUUACGGGCUGCCAAAAUUGGAGAAGAAUUAAAUGAAGCAUGGAUUGUACAUAACACUGUAGUGUAUGUCUUAAAUCACAAUAAACACCUUAUUGCUGCAAAAAGACAAAGAGAACUUGUGGAAUCCCUGCAUACUCUUUUCAGUGCAGUUAGGAAUAUUGGACAUUUUGGGAAUACUACUAUUUUGGUGACAUUAUGUAACGCUCUGGCUCGGGGCCUAAUUCUUCCUUGGAUCCCAAAGCCUAUUUCCAAACCUGAUGAAAAGAAAGUUCCAGAAGAAGGGCCCACCAAACGUAGAAAGACUGCUCCAAAAGUACCAACGUUAUCUUCCGCGCCAGUGUUGUCUGUGGAUUCAGCUGGGAUCCAUGAUAUUAAAGCAGCCAUAGAGGUUUGUGAAUUUGCUAUGCAUUUGCCAAAUGGGAGUGUACCUGAUGAGCCGGUGCCUGCUGCUAUGCGUCAACAGGUCAUUGCUACUUGGGUGAAAGCCAAACAGCUAGUUCAGCAUCAGAUUGGGAAGUGGCUUGGAGUCGAUGACGAGGGUAAUGAAGAGGGGUUCACUCCCAUGGCAAAAGUUUUUAUUGGUUUGGAAAUGUACUCCUGCAAUGGUUUGGGUCUCAUGGAGUUUUCGCUUCCAAACCUCUCUCAUUUGGUGAAAAUGGCAUUGGAGUGCAGUUGGUCAGACUCACUCGUGGAACUUCAGACAAUGACCAGACUUGCACAUUUUGCGCACACCAUCCAUGAUCAUGAAAUGGUUAUGACUUGCUCUCAGAAGGCUUUGGAAUUAGAUGAUAAAGCAGCAUACAACACGGAUGCAAAGAAAAAGGCAAUAAGCGAUUAUGCGGAGAGACAGGGAAUGCUAAGCAUUGCUGCUUGUACACAAGGGAAGAGUAUGAUGGAAAAUUUGGCUGGGAAGAAACAUAUGCGUUUGGCGGCAUCAAAACUCUUUGUUGAAAGUGCAAGGUAUGCAGGAGAAGCUGGGGAUCUUUCUCUUGCUAUGAUAGCAGCUAGACACUUCUGGAAUGGCUGCUUACCCUUCAUUGGUUCCUCAGCGGAUAGACAGCAGCUCAAGAAGCCCACUGAAAUCAUUAUCAAGAGCAUCAAUAAAGCAUCAGAAGCCAAAAAUAAGCAGGAAAUGGAGCGUAUGUUACACUUGCAUCAGUGGCCUACAACAGACUUUCAAAGCAGUAGCUUCUCCGAUGGGCAUUCAGGUGCUGAUGAGGAUUUGACCUUAAGGACGUUCUUAUAUAUAUUACUGUUCCAAGUUCAUGCUGAUAAACAUGACUGGGAGGCAGGCCUCAAAGUCUUAGAUGAAGCUAAUCAGAUGCUCCCUCGAACUAAGCACAGACUCCCAAUAUUUAAACAGAUGGUAAUGGUGAAGUCAAGACUUGGGCGUAACUAUAUAAUGGAAAUUCAGAAAUUCAGAGAUGAAAGUGAAGAGUACAUGUCAGAUAUGUGGCAUCGUCUGGCAUCUGUGUCGUCAGAUCUUGUGGGACAGUUGUCUUGCUACCAAAAUGCAAUUGAAGUUUUACAGAAAAAAGAAUAUUCAUUAAAGAAAGUUGAUAAUCUAAUAGCAUUUGCAGAAUGGCUGUACUCCAAUCAGUUUCCUCUUAGUGAAGCUAUUAAACACCUGGACUGGGCAGUAUAUAUAUUAUUGUACCUGAAACCUCUCCGAAAAAGCCCUGAAGAAGAAGAUUGUAAUGACUGUAUUGCCAUUGAGGAUUUAAGAAGUAUAAGGCAGAUAGAAGCUUUGUUUAGAGCUCACACGGUAAUGGCAGUCAUUUCCGGACAUAGUUCGCCUUUUCACGAGCAGCACUGUUUGCUGGCAUAUGCUUUUGUGAUGCGCAUUUGGCAGGUAUCACUGGCAGCAGCGGGAACCUUUUUAAAGACAAUGGGCAAAGUUUCACCAACUCAGCAAACGAGUCCCAAAUCGAAAGGCAAAAAAGAUGCAAAACAAAACAAAGAUGCAAAACAACCUUCUGCUAAUCAGACUUCACCAACAAGCCCUCCUAAAAAAGACAAAUCUUCAAAAGACGCUAAACAGCCACAGUCGGCCAAAGACAAAGCAAAGAAGAAAGGGCCAAGUGAAGCCUUGCCCGCAAAUGUGGAGGAGUGGGCUAGCUAUGAAUGUCCUGAUGAAAUUAGAGAUGCCUUGAAACAGGACUCAAGUGGCUGUGCUAUGAACAGGGAAACCAUUUUGGCACCUACACGUACCUUAUACUACCUAGACCUUUUAGUUAAGGAGCUACAGGCAAUUUUAUGUACUCACUUGACUGUUCCGGUUCUUCAUCUGGCUGAGAUCAUUUCUCGUGAUGUCGUAGAAAGCAAAAGUCUGUCAGAUCUCUACCAUCUUCGACUCUCCAGGAUAUGUUUAGAUUUAAAGUUGUGCCAAGCAGCAUUUAAUCAUGAGAAGGCAGUGGGUGAAAUGUACAUUAAUGAAAUGGAACAAGGAAGGUUUAGACAAGAGAUAGCAUUUAAAAAGGAGAAUGCCAUACAGAACAAGCUGAAGGAAACCAGAUUUGCGAGUUUAAAGCCAUCUGAUAUUAGUAAAAAAUUGCUUACUGCAAAAGAUAAGAUUUUGGAACUGAACCCUGUGACUGAAAAGGGAUUAAGUGGGCUUUCUUUCCCCUACUUGUGGAUAGAGAAAGCUGAAGUCCUCAUGCAAUUAGGUUUAUAUCAGCCAGCAAGGCUACUACUUGCAGAAGCACACCAUGCAACUCAGGAAAUGAAUGACCUCUGUACUGUAUCGCGGUGCCUUUAUCUUCUAGCUGUGCUAGCUAACUUGGAACAAAAACAUGGACAAGCUAAAGAACUGCUUGAAAAGGCUCAAUUGAUAGGUGGGAAUGAGAAAUUUUGGCUGAAUAGCACUUUGUGUCUCACAGAUGCAAUUUUAGGGGAAGAUGAGGAAAGAAAAGAUAAAAUGCUACAGUCUGGCCAUUUUCUGCAGAGAACUGUUAAUGCAUUAAGACCAUUAUUGCUGGGAAGACCCAACAGAGAAGCUGAGUUGGGUAUUAUAAUCGCAUUCCUUGAAGCCAGGAAAGCAUAUAUUCAUGUAGAGUUUGGUCAAGACUACAUCAAUGCUAGUAGUCAUCCUAAUGACUUAGCAAGAUUGUUGCUGGAGCCAUAUGAUAAAUUAAUUCACAUCGAGAAGGACUUCCUUUCUUAUCGGUAUAAAGAUCGUAGUACUGAGGUUUUGCUGGUACGUGCAAAUAUUCACAGAAUUCUCGGAAAACAUGCCGUAUACAAGGUAGACAAGCAGAGUCAUUACCUUGAUGCUUACAGGUUAGCUCAAGAAGCAGUAUCACAAAUGGAAGAGCUUUUUCGAUAUAUUAAUAAUGUGAUUCCAGUUAAUGAGACUAAAAAUAUAAACACUCCCUUGAUGAGAAAACUGGCUAGCAUGAAGGUGACACUUACAGAGAUCAUUUUGGAUAUUUUUGUUCUCAUCAAUAUUGAGAAAAAAAAGAAAGAGGCCAAAGCAGACGAGAUUGAGCAGAUUAUCGAGGAUUUUGUGAGGUUUACGCCUGAUGUUGCUUCUGUUGAGCAGGCAUGGUUAAAACUCAGCUGCACAAUUGGCCAUAAUGCCCAGGCUCAGCUAACAAGCCUACAGAGUCUUUAUAGUGGCUGUCCUGAUAUCAGAGCCAAGUACCUCUAUCUCACUGGGAAGUGUCUGCGUUUAAUGGCUGAUCAUACAAACCCCAUCUUUACAGAUGUUCAUUGGAGUGAAAAGGCAGCGGAGGAACCUAAACCUGUCCUUGAGAAAUCCCCCUCACCAGAAUCAGAAGCAAAAUGUGAUGAAAGUGAAACACCAACUCCGGGUUUGCAACUUACCAAAAAACAGCUUGAUGAUUACAGGAGGAAAGCAAGUGAAUUAAGGAGGAAACAGACUUGGACCCAAAGAUACCUGUUUCAGUCAACGGAGGUUUUGCUGCAGAGCAUUAAUGUUGCAAUGAAUAAUAACAUGAUUGAUAUCCUGGCUGCUGCUAGCUUGGAAAUGGUGGAGUGCUUUGGACGAUUUGAUUCCGUUUCAGCAAGCCAGUUUUUGGCCCUUUAUCAGAGCUGUUCAGCAUCACUGAUGAUGAAAAACAUCCUGCUAGCAGCUACACUGAACACCAGCAAAUCACAGCUGGCAGCAAUGCUGCAUCUGCAGCACCACUUGCAACAAAAAGGAGAUGUUACAUGCAGUCUUCUAAAAAAUGUGGAGCACAGGCUGGCUGCAAUCUCAAAGGCAUGGGGAAAUCUUUGCAUUUCUCCACAACACUUUAACAUCAUGAAUGAAUUACCACCAAAUUUUCAUGUAAUGAUUCUCCAGCAUUCAGAAGACAGAUCUUUCUUGUAUGGCGCACUACUUGAGAAAGUGAAAUUGGCCAAUCCAAAGGAACAAAAGGACCACAAGGAAAAGGGUGGACAGCAGAAGGAAAAGAGUGGGCAGCAAAAGGAAAAGAGCGGGCAGCAGAAGGAGAAGAGUGGGCAACAAAAGGGAAAAACUAACCAGCCAACUUUGCAGGCUAAAAUUGUGCGAUCCCAGGUGAAUUCUAAUACUUUGAUGAAUUUGCUGGAGAAGGUAAAGGUUUUGAAAGAUCAAAGGAUGAGGAGUCUUCGGAGACAACCAUCACCAGAAAGAAGCCAUGAAGACAAAAAUGAGUUUCAAAAACUUCAAGAAUCAGUCAUCAAAGUAGAAACAGGAAGAAAAAGUACUGAAACAGAAAAUGAAGAUGAAGAACAUUUUAUAUCAGAAUUCCAGGCUAUUAUGAAAGAAGUAGAAGAAUAUCUGAAACCUGUAUUGUCACAAUUUGAUUUCUCUGAGCUGAGGCCAAGUCCAGCAGUCUCUCCAGCUGAUUCAGGAAAAGGUAAAGGUGACUCAGGUAAAACUAAGGCAGGUGACUCAGGAAAAGGCAGAAAAGGUAGUCCAGGAAAAACUAAAGCAGAUGGCUCAGGAAAAGGCAAAGCAAGUGAGGCAGGGAAAGCAAAAACUAAAAAUAAGGAGAAAGCCACUACAGCUCCAGCUGGCAUUGAAGAUAUAGGAGAAUGCAUAAUACUACUUUUGGACAAAUGUCUUUUGGAAUUUCCUUUGGAGGGUCUGAAUAUCUUUCAAGAAAAGACAAUAAGUUCUGUGUCCAGAGACUUUUCUCUCCAAAUGUUCUACAACCGCUUACAUAAAGACGAAUCAGAAAAUGAGUUCAAAAAGGAUGGGAAAAAAGAAUCAAGACCAAAAGGUGAACACAGAAAGAGUAUGAAAGUACCUAACCUUAACCGUGUUCUGCCACCCAACUGCCUUCCAAUUGAUAUACAUAAUGUUAAAUAUGUUGUGGAUCCAUAUAAUGAUGUAACAGAAAGAGAAUCAGAUAAUCCUGCACAAAAAUUUAAGACACUUCUAGAGAAAUUUGAGCCGUUUACACUCCGUUGGGAUGGAAUUAUGGGUAACACGCAAUUUGCAAGUCAAGCAGACUGGGAAUACUUACUGAACAACUGCAGUGCAUUUAUCUUCUCUGGACUGGCAAGAUUUCUCUUAUAUACAUUACUUGAAAGAUUAGUUGCUAUGAAUAUCCCAGAGUGUCAGUUGGUGAUACUUUCAGACCUCGUGCAUUCAAAACCAAGUACUGCACGAGUGAUAAACCUUGAUGGGUUUAAAAGCUCUGUACGCCUCUCUCUGGAAAAGCCAACAGAGACAACAAUCUUUCUGAGCCUUGCUGGAGUGCGUUCUGUCAUAGCUAACCAAUGGUAUACGACGCUGGAAGAGAAUGCGACAAAAAUGGAAAGCUUAUGUGAAAAUUUUAUCAAAGUAGGCAAAACAACUGGACAGGCUGUUCGUUUUAUUCAAAGGAGUAAGAGUGCUGUGGAUGAACCUCCUAAAACGGAGCUUGAUGCCCCUGAGGACAAGAAAGAAGACCAGAGAGAAAGUCCCGGUGGGCUAAUGCAUCCUGCCCCACACCCAUCAGCUCUUAAUACCGUUUUAUAUGGGCUGCCCAACAUGAUGUUUGUGUGAUUCACAACCAAUUUCUUUAUGAAAUAUGGAAAGUAUGGAAAUAUGGAGAUCUAAAUAUGGUUAGAUUGUGAAGUAAAACUAUUUUUGCUGUAGUUUGAUAAAAAAUAAGAGUUUAUAAAAGUUUGAGCUGUGCUUAGUGGCUCUUUUGAAUUUAAAUAUGCAUUAAAUGUUUUUUUGCUAUUGAAUGUUUCCGAUUUGCUCAGGGCUUUUCACUGCAGAUUUUGAGGCCUGUUUUCCCCCUUAUGUGUACUCACAAGCUAAAUUGCAUGUGUGACACUACUACAUGCCGCCAUAGUACUAUUAGCUGUACAAAUAGCACUAUACUGACACCUAGUGAUCACAACAGUGCAUUUCAAAUCAAGUUUAGUAUGCUAACCUAGGAGGGAAAGUACCUGUUUGUUCCAGUUUUGUAUGCUUCAGUAACCAUUCGUACAACCAUCUAUAUUGACAGUAGCAGACCAACUGUGUAAAUAUAAUGUAUGUGAGGUUACAAAUAAAGUGUGCUUGUUGGGUUUAGA